AUGGAGAAAACAACUUCUCACAACGUUGACGACAUCCUGAUAGCGUUGGGCUCCAAGGGGAAGUACCAGAUAUUCCAGUUUCUGACAGUUUAUCUGGUCUCUUUUCCUAUUGCCUUCCAGCUGUUUAGCAACGUUUAUACAUGUUUCCCUGUUCCCUUCAAGUGCUCCCCUCCCCCCAACAUCUCUGAGAGUCUCGGGGUGAGUCUCACAGGGUCUGACGUGCUCAACUACACAUACGACAGCUGUAGCGUGACCGCUUUCGUGAACGGCGAGCCUGUGGGGACGACAGAAUGUGACUACACCAGUGUGGAAUAUGACCUGCCCGUGGAAAUGUCCGCAGUCUCUCAGUUCGGUCUCGUCUGCGGGCGCGCUAACCUGGCCCGGCUGACCCAGACGUUGGUCAUCGCUGGUCAAGGCAUCGGUGCAGUUCUGACCACCAUCGUGAGUGACCGACUGGGCCGGAAGAUCGUACUGGUCUCGACAAACCUGGCCCUACUGCCCCUGGGAUUGGUCAACGCUUACGCGCCAAACUUUGCUGUGUUUGCCUGUACCAAGUUCCUCAUAGGAGCAUUCCAACAGGGCAUUGUGACUAGUUCUGUGACGUACGGCAUGGAGAUGCUGCCCUCAGACGAGAGGAGGAUCAACGCGUUCUCCAGUGGGUUCACAUUCUCCGUCGGGAUGGUGUCCUUUGCCUUCCUCUCCUGGCUGCUGAGAGCUGAGAGUUGGCGCACCCUCCAGACAGCGCUCAGCCUCAGCUCUGUCUUCUUCAUCUUCCAGUGGUGGUAUUUAGACGAGUCUCUGAGGUGGCUGAUUGCCAAUGGCAAGACGAGAGAGACCCUGAAGGUCUUAACCAGAGCUGCAAGAAUGAAUGGGAAGGACCUCAAUGCCGUUCUAAGGGUGUACCAUUCCGGAACCAGGUGUGGUUCCCUAUUACAAGAAGAACAAAAUACAAACCUGAAGUCCGUGCAACUGCAGGAGAAUAAAACUCACCAAGAAGACCACAGAGAACAACUCCUACAUCAAGAACCUCUGCAACUGCAAGACAAAAAGGCCGACCCAGGAGAACAAAAAGAACAACUUCCACAUCAGGAGCCUCAGCAACUGUUGAAGAAUCAUGCUAACCAAGAAGAAGAGCAUGAAGAUCUUCCCGAACAAAACGAAGUCCCCCCAGAAGCCAGUUUGGUGAAGAAGGAAUUCCCGGACCACGGCCACACAGACACAGACACAGAGACCCUCACGGGAACAGCGGACACCAAACUCACACUCCUACACUUGCUGAAGAUACCUCGCGUGUGCGUCAACUGUGCCAUCAUUUCGUUUGCCUGGUUCACCUGUGCUAUGGGGACGUUUGGCCUCUUCCUGACCUCUGCCUCUCUGUCCAGCAACAAGUACAUCGGCUUCUCCAUGCUCUCUCUGUGUGACGUCCCCUCUGAGAUAGUUGCCUAUAGCUGCAUGAACAAACAUAGAGAUAUUGAACAUCUAAGUCUCAAUGGCAAAAUUGAAGGGAAAAGAGCCCAGGAUGUAUCGGGCAGUGGUCCGUACGGCUACCUGGUCCUAGUGUCCUACCUGGUGGGCACCUUUGGAGGUUCUGGAAGCUUCGGCAUGGUGUUUUACUACACACCUGAGAUGUUCCCCACCAACGCUGAGCAGGCUAUGUGGGCCCCUGGAAUCCUCAUUGCUUCUUGCGCUGCUGUUGUCGUCAUUUCCCUGAAAGCACUUCCGGAGACCAGCGGGCGGGAGCUUCCACAAACACUGGACGACCUCAAGGCCUGGUUUCACAAACCGACACAGAAAGAUGGAAAAGCCAGCGCUCCGAUCUGA
Aplysia californica (California sea hare) is the source of this 1821-nucleotide messenger RNA. RefSeq names its product organic cation transporter-like protein. Gene Ontology annotation, molecular function: transmembrane transporter activity. Bases 1 to 1821 code for a protein of 606 amino acids. Gene Ontology annotation, cellular component: membrane. Gene Ontology annotation, biological process: transmembrane transport. The transcript is spliced from 10 exons. Lineage: Eukaryota; Metazoa; Mollusca; Gastropoda; Aplysiida; Aplysiidae. The record is from RefSeq and is a predicted model, not a curated record.